Molecule: messenger RNA, 2248 nt
Organism: Candoia aspera
Lineage: Eukaryota; Metazoa; Chordata; Lepidosauria; Squamata; Candoiidae
Gene: ATP1B4
Product: ATPase Na+/K+ transporting family member beta 4
Exons: 9
Coding region: 132-1061 (309 amino acids)
Biological process (GO): regulation of DNA-templated transcription; potassium ion transport; sodium ion transport
Cellular component (GO): nuclear inner membrane; sodium:potassium-exchanging ATPase complex
Source: RefSeq, a predicted model, not a curated record
CUACCAAUUAUCUCAGGCUUCCCUAGACAGCAUCAGGACUGAUCCACUUUCUCAGAGCGAUCUCCUCCUUCUCCAGCAGACUGCCUACAACGGAUGCAAAAGGCACCUCUGAAGCUUCCAAAGAUCCCCGUAUGAACCGACACCAAAACCUGGGAAAUAAGGAUGGAGAGAGACAUCAGCUGGAUGCAGAAGAGGAAGAAAAGAAAGAGGAAGAGAUGGGCAAGAAAGCGUGGGCUGAACGGAUGAAGAGCCUGAAGACUUUCCUUUGGAAUUCAGAGACUCGGGAAUGCAUGGGCAGGACUCCUCAGAGCUGGAGCCUGAUACUCCUUUUUUAUCUCCUCCUGUACACGUUCCUGGCUGGCAUGUUCAUAUUUUGUGUGUACGUAGUCUUGAUCACGCUGAGCCCUUACACGCCGAGGUACAGGGACAGGGUGGCCCCACCAGGAGUCACAAUUAGACCAUACAUAAACCAAGCCUACCAGAUUAUCAUCAACACCUCCCAACGUAGUACGUGGCAGCCUUAUGUGGACAACAUGGAAGAGUUCUUAAAAGAGUACGAUGACAAGGUUCAAGAAACCCAAAAUAUCCCAUGCACACCGGGCUCAUAUUUCAUACAAGAGAGUGACGAAGGUGCAAAAAAGAAAGCUUGCCAAUUCAAGAGGUCCCAGUUGAUGAAGUGCUCCGGAUUACAGGAUCAGACAUUUGGAUAUUCCCAGGGGCAACCUUGCAUACUGCUAAAGAUGAAUCGUAUUGUUGGGUAUCGGCCUGGCUAUGGCACUCCAGUUACUGCAAGUUGCAAAGUCCAGAAAGGUAAUGAAAGUUUUCUUCAGUCAGUAAAUUUCUACCCAAGUGCAACAUUUGAUCCCAUGUAUUUCCCUUAUUAUGGCAAACGCACACACGUUAACUACACGCAACCCUUGAUAGCAAUUCAUUUUAUCAGAAUUGAAAGAUCCCAGCUCAUCGACAUUCAAUGCCAACUGAACGGAAAGGGAAUUAUCAAUACUGUUAACAGCGACCGGUUCCUGGGGCGAAUCAUCUUCACACUAAGCAUCUGGAGCUAAGGCCAGACCAGCGUUUGUGAUCACCCUUUGAUGGCAAUCAAAUGUUUUCUCACUGUGGGAAAGUCAAAUUGGCCAUUUACAUAGCACCAGGAAAAUCCAGACCUAUUCUGAGGGAUCGUUUUCUUUGAAAAAACAAAAGAAAUGGUAACUCCCAAGAUAGACUAUGGAAUUAAAUAUAAAGCAUUUGAAUCAUUCAUCCUGUGAGUGUACACAUUAGUCAAAUACAAGAAUUUUUAAGAAGCAUUUUAAAUAAAUGAGAUAUUUCCGUUAGAUUUUUCCCUGUGCAUCAGGAGGGAUGGCACUUGGCAACAAAUUGAGUUUGCCAUGGCAUCCAUGUUACAAAAUAAUAGGUUUUAUCAUUUUCUUUUCUCCUUUUGGGAGGUACAUUCACUGUCAAUUCAGAAGUUGGCUUGCAAUUUUUAUUUUUAAAGGGCCAGUGUUUGCAAUAGGUAUUAAAGGAGAGCCAGAAAGCUUUCUCUGGAUUGUUCUGAGAUAUUCAUAAAGCCAUUGCUCAAAAGGUCUUCCAAAAUCACACUAUCCUCUCUGAGAGAUUUACCACCUUAUAAGUUUUAAAACUCAAUGGUUAGCUAAACGUAAUAUUGAUAGACCACCAGUGUUUCUGCUAAAAUCUAUCAUCUCUGACCCCAAUAAGCACUACCCAUUUUUAUCCUGUUGCUUUUCUGGCUGAGUUUAUAGUAGCAGUGAUGUUCCCUAAGCAGCAUAGGCCUUCCCAAUCAAGGUAGGUAUUCCCUUAAAUAAAGAGGAAAAUGCACUUUUGAUGUUUACCACCCGAGUGCCUAAUCAGGUUUGCAAAGAUAGGAGGAUGUCUGGGGAGGGACCUUUCAAUCCUCCAUCCUGAUCAUCUGAUGCUUUCUGGAAGCGUUCGCCCUCCCCAGCUUUUAAUUCCCUUGGGGUAUGGACCUCCACACAAGGCCCACAACACAGUUGUACCAUCAGAAUUGGGACUUUGUUAGCAUACUUUUGCCCAAUCUCACAUUCUUGGGACAGGGUGGAUUAGACAUUCACAUGAACAAGCCAAACCGCCCUUGGAAUGGACAGGCUGCUCUUUCCCGUGCCUCCAAUGUUCCUGAUUCAGCAUUUCAGACUGGGAGGGAAAUGGCUGGGGAGGUGGCGAAGAGGUGGGGUCUCAGAUGCUUGUACACUGAAAUAAAAGGACUUACAGCACA